Molecule: messenger RNA, 942 nt
Organism: Trichomonas vaginalis G3
Lineage: Eukaryota; Parabasalia; Trichomonadida; Trichomonadidae
Product: putative D-isomer specific 2-hydroxyacid dehydrogenase domain-containing protein
Exons: 1
Coding region: 1-942 (313 amino acids)
Molecular function (GO): oxidoreductase activity, acting on the CH-OH group of donors, NAD or NADP as acceptor; NAD binding
Source: RefSeq, a predicted model, not a curated record
AUGAAAAUUGUAUUUCUCGAAAGGGAUACUAUCCCAAAGCACAUCCAAAUCCCCAGACCUAGCUUCCCACAUGAAUGGGUAGAAUAUGGAUUUACGAAAGUUGAAGAAGUUUUCGAGAGAAUCAAAAAUGCUGAAAUAAUUAUCGUAAAUAAAGUUUUAAUCAAGAGAGAAGUUAUGGAGAAAUGCCCUAAAUUGAAACUUAUCGCUGUUGCUGCUACAGGCAUGAACAAUAUUGACCAUGCCGCAGCAAAAGAAUUCGGAAUUACUGUUAAAAAUGUAACAGGUUAUUCCUCUGUUUCACUUCCAGAGCAUGUUCUUGGAUUAAUAUACUCUCUGAAGCACAGCAUCCAUUUGUGGGCUCGCGAUCAAUUGACUGACAGAUGGAGCAAUUCAAAUACAUUUUGUUACUUUGACCAUCCAAUUACAGACGUUAAGGGAUCAACAAUCGGAAUCAUAGGUAAAGGUAACCUUGGAAGCGAAGUUGGAAGGCUGGCUCAGCUUGUAGGAAUGAAUGUUCUUUAUGCCGAGCAUCGUGAUGCCAAAACCAUUCGCGAAGGCUACACGAAAUUCGAGGAUGUAUUAGCACAAUCCGACAUCAUUACUCUUCACUGUCCUUUGACAGAUGAAACAAAUAACAUCAUAAACGAAUCUACAAUCAACAUGAUGAAGCCAGGAGUCAUGUUAAUCAAUACAGGCCGCGGAGCACUCAUUGAUUCUGAAGCAGUAAUCAAAGCUCUUGAAUCCGGAAAAAUCGGAUCAGCUGCCAUCGACGUUAUGAUCAAAGAACCACCAGAGAAAGGUAAUGUUAUUAUGGAAGCAGCAAAAAGGCUUCCAAACCUUAUUGUUACUCCACACGUCGCCUGGUCAUCAGAUUCAGCUGUUGAGACCUUAGUUAACAAGGUUAAACAAAACAUUGAAGAUUUCGUUGCAAAUUCUCAUUAA